This is a messenger RNA of Sinocyclocheilus rhinocerous, 10076 nucleotides long. Its product is annotated as neuroblast differentiation-associated protein AHNAK. Gene Ontology annotation, molecular function: protein binding; oxidoreductase activity. Gene Ontology annotation, cellular component: costamere; nucleus; cytoplasm. Bases 381 to 9047 code for a protein of 2888 amino acids. The record is from RefSeq and is a predicted model, not a curated record. NCBI's taxonomy places the organism in Eukaryota, Metazoa, Chordata, Actinopteri, Cypriniformes, Cyprinidae. Gene Ontology annotation, biological process: regulation of RNA splicing. The transcript has 11 exons.
CCUGCCAUUCUCCAUAGCCCGGAGUUACAAGCGCACCGAGAAAACCCAGCACGAGUGUAUGUGAGAGACAGAGAGAGCAAGUGACAAAGUAACUAAUAAAACCAGAAAAAUAUUCAGUGAGGCUUCGUGCCUCUAGAAAGAACGAGAGAGUACACGAAUACGUUCAAGUUUAGUUAAGAAAACGUGGUGGAAAACUUUUCUGGGCUGUGGCAGAAAGCUGUGGACCGCGGAAGAUGCCAGAGCAAAGGUGUUGAACUUUCCAGAAUAUAAAGGAAGACGGGAGAGAGUUUGAGCAUUAGCCUUGGCAAUUCAGAAAGAAGGGCUGGAAGGGCUGACACGGUCCACGCUAGGGGACAGGUGAAGAAGUAACACAUUUAGAGAUGGCUGAUGAGCAGGACACAAGGGAAGUGCUUUUCCCACAGUGGAUGGGCCCUGAUAAGCAUGGGCUCACCAUAGAACAAAAAGGUCAAGGAGAGAUUUUUGUCAAAGAGGUGAAAGAUGAGUCCCCUGCUGCACAUACUGGGAAAGUAUAUGAAGGUGACCAGAUUGUGGGGGCCACCAUUUACUUCGACAACAUGAGCUCAGAAGAAACAUCUGAACUACUAAAGACUCUAAACCGACAUAAGGUUGGACUAAAAUUACAAAACAAGACUGGAGAAAAGUCACCUUGCCGUUCUCCAAUGGGGACAUUGUCAUGGGAAGGACGUGGAGGGUUAGGAGGCUCUAGUUCAGACAUUUUCCUGAGUGGGGAUGACGAAGACUAUAAGAGAAUCUACACUAAGAAAAUUAAACCUAGACUAAAGUCUGAGGAUCUUGCUGAGGGUGUUGAUGUGCGCACAGAACGUCACAGCAGCACAAGCAGUGAUGGUUGCACCAUUACUACAGUCACUCGUCGAAUAACUACCUACACUGUGGAUGUGCCUGGGGGGACUAGUCAGCAGAUUGAUCACUCAAGCCCUGAGUUCCAAAUUCAGGUCUUGCAGCAUGAGCAGUCGGAGGGGGAUCCUACUCAAAUCAGAUUACCACAUAGAAGCCUUGUUAGUGGUGAACACGGAGGUAUAAAAAUGGGGGACAUAUCUCUUAGCGGGCCCCAUAUCAUUGGCUCCUCUGUGAAGCACUGUAGCACAGGAUCUUUCAAAACAACAAGUGAAUUAGAUGGUAGUGGGAAAGAGAUUACAAUGAAUGUGUCAGACACUGGACUGUCAGGUGGAAAAGGACAGAGGGUGAUGGAACAUUUUGGAAGGACUGAAGCUUCUGCAGGCAGUAGUGAUCACUCUGGCAAAGUAACCAUGGGGUUAAACAAAGACGUGAAAAAUAUUUAUUCUCCACUGGAAACUGGUUUUAAAGCUUCAAGUAUGAUGGGAGGAACUGCAUUUUCUACAUUAAAGGGUCCUGUUCUGGACACUUGUGUUUCAGGUUUUUCCAUUAGUGGAGAGACAGGGGACAGAAUUGGCAGGGAAUCUUUGUCUAAAGUGCAUAAGGAUGGGUCUGAUGAUAAAAUCAAAUUGUCUAAAGUUACCAUAGAUGUUCAAAGACCCAAGGAAGGUCCAAAUGUAGAAGUGAAUUUUAACAAUCAAAAUCUUAAAGAUGUUAGUCAGAGAGGUUUGAGCAUAACUGGCAAUCAGGAAAUUUCAGCUCAGGAACCUGAUACAGUAGUAAGUCUCCCCAAAGCUGAUGUUAAAAUCACACCACCAGAUAUGGACAUCAGGGGUCCAGAGCUUAAAAUUGAAGGACAUAAGGGUAUAGUCAAAGAUGUCAAAUUUGAUGUGCCAUCAAUUACUGGUCAAAUAAUUUCUAUGCCCGAUGUGGAUUUGAACCUGAAAAGACAAAAAGCGAAAGGAGAUGUUAAUGUGUCUGUUCCAAAUGUUGAUGGGAAUGUUACAACAUCAAAAGUUGAAAUUAAAGGACUAGAUGUUGAGGGUGUCAAAGGUGACUUAACUGUUCCAAAGGUCAAAAUACCCUCAUUUGGAAUAAAAACUUCAGAAGUGAAGGGUCCUGAUGUUGAUGUAAAUCUUGCGAAAGCCAAAAUGGAGAUUAAAGCACAAGAUGUGGAUAUCAAGACUCCAGAGCUUAACAUUGAGAGAUCUGAAGGAAAAGUCAAAGAUCCCAAAAUCAAAAUACCAUCAAUCUCUGGUCCUAAGAUUUCGGUGUCUGACGUGAACUUAAAUGUAAAAGGGUCAACACUGAAAGAUGACAUCAAUGUGUCUGCUCCAAAAGUGGAAGGAGAUGUUAAGGCACCUAAGAUUGAAAUUGAAGGCCUAGAACUUCAAGGUGCUGAUGGUGGUUUUAAAAUACCAAAAAUCAAAAUGCCUUCAUUUGGAAUCAAAGCUUCAAAAGUGGAGGGCCCUGAUGUUGACGUAAAUCUUCCCAAAGCUGACAUGGAAAUUAAAGCUCCAGAUGUGGACACCAAAAAUCCAGAGCUUGACAUUGAGGGACGUGAGGGAAAAAUCAACGGCUCCAAAUUCAAAAUUGCUAUGCCGGAUGUUGACCUCAAUCUGAAAGGUCCAAAACUGAAAGGUGAUGUUGAUGUGUCUGUUCCAAAAGGGGAAGGAGAUAUUAAAGCACCAAAAGUUGAGAUUGAAUGCCCUGACAUAGAAGUACCUGAUGGUGGUUUUAAGAUGCCAAAGAUCAAAAUGCCAUCAUUUGGACUGAGGGGUCCAAAAGUAGACAGUCCAGAAGUAGAUGUGAAAAUCCCUAAAGCCAAUAUUGAAGUUAAGGUACCAGAUGUGGACAUCAAAGUUCCAGAGGUUGACAUUGAAGGACCUGAGGGAAAAAUCAAGGGCCCCAAAUUCAAGAUGCCAUCAAUCUCUGGUACAAAGAUUUCUAUGCCAGACGUUGACUUCAACCUGAAAGGUCCAAAACUGAAAGGUGAUGUUGAUGUGUCCGUUCCCAAAGUGGAAGGAGAUAUUAAAGCACCAAAAGUUGAAAUUGAAGGCCCAGAUAUUGAAGGACCUGAUGGUGGUUUUAAGAUGCCAAAGUUCAAAAUGCCAUCAUUCGGACUGAAGGGUCCAAAAGUGGAGGGUCCAGAUAUUGAUGUGAAAAUCCCUAAAGCCGAUAUUGAAGUUAAGGCACCAGAUGUGGACAUCAAAGCUCCUGAGUUUGACAUUGAAGGACCUGAGGGAAAAAUCAAGGCCCCCAAAUUCAAGAUGCCAUCAAUCUCUGGUCCAAAGAUUUCUAUGCCAGAUGUUGACUUCAACCUGAAAGGUCCAAAACUGAAAGGUGAUGUUGACGUGUCCGUUCCAAAAGUGGAAGGAGAUAUUAAAGCACCAAAAGUGGAAAUUGAAGGCCCAGAAAUUGAAGGACCUGAUGGUGGUUUUAAGAUGCCAAAGUUCAAAAUGCCAUCAUUCGGACUGAAGGAUCCAAACGUGGAGGGUCCUGAUGUUGAUGUGAAGGCACCAGAUGUGAACAUCAAAGCUCCAGAGUUAGACAUUGAAGGACCGGAUGGAAAAAUCAAGGGCCCCAAAUUCAAGAUGCCAUCAAUCUCUGGUACAAAUAUUUCUAUGCCAGAUGUUGACUUCAACCUGAAAGGUCCAAAACUUAAAGGUGAUGUUGACGUGUCCGUUCCAAAAGUGGAAGGAGAUAUUAAAGCACCAAAAGUGGAAAUUGAAGGCCCAGAAAUUGAAGGACCUGAUGGUGGUUUUAAGAUGCCAAAGUUCAAAAUGCCAUCAUUCGGACUGAAGGAUCCAAACGUGGAGGGUCCUGAUGUUGAUGUGAAGGCACCAGAUGUGAACAUCAAAGCUCCAGAGUUAGACAUUGAAGGACCGGAUGGAAAAAUCAAGGGCCCCAAAUUCAAGAUGCCAUCAAUCUCUGGUCCAAAGAUUUCUAUGCCAGACGUUGACUUCAACCUGAAAGGUCCAAAACUGAAAGGUGAUGUUGACGUGUCCGUUCCAAAAGUGGAAGGAGAUAUUAAAGCACCAAAAGUUGAAAUUGAAGGCCCAGACAUUGAAGGACAUGAGGGUGGUUUUAAGAUGCCAAAAAUGAAAAUGCCAUCAUUUGGACUGAAGGGUUCAAAAGUGCAGGGUCCAGAUGUUGAUGUGAAGGCACCAGAUGUGAACAUCAAAGCUCCAGAGUUAGACAUUGAAGGACCGGAUGGAAAAAUCAAGGGCCCCAAAUUCAAGAUGCCAUCAAUCUCUGGUCCAAAGAUUUCUAUGCCAGACGUUGACUUCAACCUGAAAGGUCCAAAACUGAAAGGUGAUGUUGAUGUGUCCGUUCCCAAAGUGGAAGGAGAUAUUAAAGCACCAACAGUUGAUAUUGAAGGCCCAGAAAUUGAAGGCCCUGAUGGUGGUUUUAAGAUGCCAAAGUUCAAAAUGCCAUCAUUCGGACUGAAGGGUCCAAAAGUGGAGGGUCCAGAUAUUGAUGUGAAAAUUCCAAAAGCCAAUAUUGAAGUUAAGGCACCAGAAUUGGACAUCAAAGCUCCAGAGUUUGACAUUGAAGGACCUGAGGGAAAAAUCAAGGGCUCCAAAUUCAAGAUGCCAUCAAUCUCUGGUCCAAAGAUUUCUAUGCCAGACGUUGACUUCAACCUGAAAAGUCCAAAACUGAAGGGUGAUGUUGACGUGUCCGUUCCAAAACUGGAAGGAGAUAUUAAAGCACCAAAAUUUGAAAUCGAAGGCCCAGACAUUGAAGGACAUGAGGGUGGUUUUAAGAUGCCAAAAAUGAAAAUGCCAUCAUUCGGACUGAAGGGUCCAAAAGUGGAGUGUCCAGAUGUUGAUGUGAAAAUCCCUAAAGCCAAUAUUGAAAUUAAGGCACCAGAUGUGGACAUCAAAGCUCCAGAGUUUGACAUUGAAGGACCUGAGGGAAAAAUCAAGGGCUCCAAAUUCAAGAUGCCAUCAAUCUCUGGUCCAAAGAUUUCUAUGCCAGACGUUGACUUCAACCUGAAAGGUCCAAAACUGAAAGGUGAUGUUGACAUGUCCAUUCCAAAACUGGAAGGAGAUAUUAAAGCACCAAAAUAUGAAAUUGAAGGCCCAGACAUUGAAGGACAUGAGGGUGGUUUUAAGAUGCCAAAAAUGAAAAUGCCAUCAUUCGGACUGAAGGGUCCAGAUGUUGAUGUGUCAAUUCCAAAAGUUGAAGGAGACUUUAAAACACCAGAUGUUGCUAUCAAGGGGCCAAAACCUGACAUAGAAUUGCCUGAAGGAAAAAUCAAGGGCCCAAAUCUCAAGAUGCCAUCAGUAUCUGGUCCUGAAGGCCCUAAUGUUCAGAUUAAUUUUCCAGAAACAAAUGUGAAAAAGCCAAAAUUCAAAAUGCCCAAGUUUGGAUUUAAAGGGCCAAAGAUUGAAGCACCUGAUGUUGAUGUCAAACUUCCGAAAGGAUCUAAAGUGAAAGGUCAAGCAGGUGUCAGUUUGGAGGGUGAUGUCAAUAUGCCAAAAGUGGAAGUUGAUUCUUCAAGUGUAGAAGUUAAAAGUCCAGAGGGAGGAUUCAAGAUGCCAAAAUUUAAAAUGCCAAAAUUUGGUUUUAAAUCACCCAAAGGAGAAAUUGAUGUCAGUGUACCUAGUGGUGAUGUUGGUUUAAAUUCACCUGAUAUUGACAUCAAAACUCCUGAUCUUGAUGUUGAAGGACCUGAGGGACAAAUCAAGGGCACCAAAUUCAAAAUGCCUUCUUUAUCUGGUCCAAAGAUUUCUAUGCCAGAUGUAGACCUCAACUUGAAAAGUCCAAAAGUCAAGGGUGAUAUUGAUGUUUCUGGACCCAAGAUUUCAGGUGACAUAAAGACUCCAAAAGUAGAUAUUGAAGGACCUGAUGUUGAUGUAGAGGGCCCAGAAGGUGGCUUCAAGAUGCCUAAAAUCAAAAUGCCAUCAUUCGGACUAAGAGGUCCUAAAGUGGAGGGUCCAGAUGUUGACAUCAAUCUCCCCAAAGCAGAUCUUGACAUUAAAGGACCUGAAAUUGACAUCAAAACUCCUGAUCUUGACAUAGAAGGACCUGAGGGGAAAAUCAAAGGUCCCAAGUUCAAAAUGCCUUCAAUAUCAGGUCCAAAGAUCUCUAUGCCAGAUGUCGACUUAAAUCUUAAAGGCCCCAAAGUCAAGGGUGAUAUGGAUGUUUCUGUACCAAAGAUUUCAGGGGACAUAAAAGCUCCAAAAGUGGACAUUGAAGGUCCUGAUGUUGAAAUAGAGGCCCCGGAAGGUGGCAUCAAGAUGCCUAAAAUAAAAAUGCCAUCAUUUGGAUUCAAAGGUCCUAAAGUGGAGGUCCCAGAUGUUGACAUCAGUCUUCCCAAAGCAGAUGUCGACAUUAAAGUACCUGAAAUUGACAUUAAAGAUCUUGACAUUGAGGGACCUGAGGGAAAAAUCAAAGGUCCCAAGUUCAAAAUGCCUUCCAUAUCAGGGCCAAAGAUCUCUAUGCCAGAUGUCAACUUAAAAGGCACCAAAGUCAAGGGUGAUGUGGAUAUUUCUGUACCAAAGAUUUCAGGGGACUUAAAACCUCCAAAAGUGGACAUUGAAGGUCCUGAUGUUGAAAUAGAGACCCCGGAAGGUGGCUUCAAGAUGCCUAAAAUCAAAAUGCCAUCAUUUGGACUCAAAGGUCCUAAAGUGGAGGGCCCAGAUGUUGACAUCAAUCUCCCUAAAGCAGAUGUCGACAUUAAAGGACCUGAAAUUGACAUCAAAACUCCUGAUAUUGACAUUGAGGGAUCUGAGGGAAAAAUCAAAGGUCCCAAAUUCAAAAUGCCUUCCAUAUCGGGUCCAAAGAUCUCUAUGCCAGAUGUCAACUUAAAUCUUAAAGGCCCCAAAGUCAAGGGUGAUAUGGAUAUUUCUGUACCAAAGAUUUCAGGUGAUCUAAAGGCACCAAAAGUGGACAUUGAAGGUCCUGAUUUUGAUAUAGAGGGCCCAGAAGGUGGCAUCAAGAUGCCUAAAAUAAAAAUGCCGUCAUUUGGACUCAAAGGUCCUAAAGUGGAGGGCCCAGAUGUUGAUAUCAAUCUGCACAAAGCAGAUGUUGACAUUAAAGGACCUGAAAUUGACGUUAAAGCUCCUGAUCUUGACAUUGAAGGACCUGAGGGAAAAGUCAAAGGUCCCAAGUACAAAAUGCCUUCCAUAUCAGGGCCAAAGAUUUCUAUGCCAGAUGUCAACCUAAAUCUUAAAGGCCCCAAAGUCAAAGGUGAUAUGGAUGUUUCUGUACCAAAGAUUUCAGGUGACCUAAAGGCACCAAAAGUGGACAUUGAAGGUCCUGAUGUUGAUAUAGAGGGCCCAGAAGGUGGCAUCAAGAUGCCUAAAAUCAAAAUGCCAUCGUUUGGACUCAAAGGUCCCAAAUUGGAGGGUCCAGAUAUUGACUUCAGUCUCCCCAAAGCAGAUGUUGACAUUAAAGGACCUGAAAUUGAUGGUAAAGCUCCAGAUCUUGACAUUGAAGGGCCCGAAGGUGGUUUAAAACAUGUUAAGCUCCCCAAAUUCAGAGGUCCCAACUUUGGAAUAAAGCCUUCAGGUGGCAGUCUUUCAAUGCCUGAAAAAGAUAUAGGGGCGAGUAUUAAUGUCAAAAGCCCUGAUGUCAAUAUCAGUGGACCAGAUGCAAAUAUCAAGGUGCCAAAAAUGAAAAAAUCUAAAUUUUCGCUUGGAGUUAAGAGCCCAAAAUUGGAUGCAGAUAUUCCUGAUGCUGGUGGUAGUGUAGAAGGGCCUGAUAUGAACAUAGAUGUGAAAGGAAAGAAGGGUAAAUUCAAGUUGACUAAAGGGAAGGGGAAGUCUAAAACCUUUGAUGGCGAUAUCAAGUUGGAGACAAAUGAACCUGACGUACAGAUGAAGUCAACCAAAGUAAAGAAACCUUUUUUUGGAAAGUUACAUUUUCCUGAUGUGGAAUUUGACAUCAAAUCUCCAAAAGUUAAAGGUAGUUCAUCUGCAUCUGGAACUAUAAAAUCUAAUGUUGAUUUGCCUUCUGCAAGCCUUAGAACUGAUAUUCAGACACCAGAUGCAAGUUUGGGUGGUCCCGAUUUCAAAACAAAAGGGGAAAAAAUCAAAAUGCCAAAAGUCGGCAUCUCUGGCUCUGAGAUAAAAACUCCUGAACUGGAUGUUAGAGAUGCAACAUUAGAUCUUCCGCAAAAGUAUUUUCAUUCCCCAGAUGUCAGUGUAGCAGGAUCAGGCAUUAAUGGAAAAGGCAGGGCUAACAUUGACAUAGAAGGUAAAAUACAGGAUGUUAAGUUGACAGUGCCUGCUGUAAAUGUCCAUGGUGGUGCUUUAGAUGCUGAUUUAAAUCUCACUGAACAAAAAGGAGUAAAAGGGAGCAUUGAAAUACCAGGCUUUAAUGUAAGAGGACAAAAAGGAGAGACUGCAAGUGGGUUAGACAUGAAGCCAGAUGCAUCAUUAUCUGGUGUGAUGGAGUACCAAGAUGUUAAUGUAACCUUUCCCAAAAUCAAAGUACCAAAGUUUGGUGUUGCAUUGCCUAAAGUAGGUGGAGGAGAGAUGGGAGUUGAUGUAGGUUCAUGUGAAUUGGCUGCUGGUUCUAAAGUUACUUCCCAAAGUCUGGAAAUGGAGAACACUGAUAGGAAAAGCAGUGGUGGAAAAGUGAAAGUCAAAAUGCCAAAAUUAUUUGCCAAAUCUAAAUCGAAAGGUGGUAGUGCAGCUGAUCUUACUGUUGAGGGAGAAGAAAUUGAUGUUACCAGUAAAGGUGGUGCAAAGGUGUCUAAGGAGUUGAGCCUUAGUUCUGGGGAAUUGACACGUGGCAAGUUAGCAGUAGAGGGAAGUUCUGGGUUUAAAGUUUCACCAAAGAGUAAAUCUGCCUCCCUUGACCUCUUCAAAAAAACACAACAUCACUCAUCCUCUGUAAGUGAUGAGGGAGGUUUAGCUUCCCCUGUUUCUGCUGAAGGCCACUUACAGGCAGAGGGUGGCAACGUUUCAGUUGAUGUUGGAGAAAAGGUUAAAGGCAAAAAAGGAAAGUUGAAGUUUGCUACAAUUGGAGGUUUUAGCUCAAAAAGUAAAGGUUCAUAUGAAGUGACAGAUGAAAGUGAGGUUAGGAUUGAGGGUGCUGGUGGAGUUGCUCAGUCUUCAAAGAAGUCCAGAAUGUCAUCAUCAUCUAGCAGUGAUAGUGGUUCAAAAAGCAGUUUUCGGCUACCACAUCUUGAAAUAGCGGUUUCGCCAAAGAAAUAGUUUUCACGCUAUUAUCUAUACACAGUACAUUCACAUACACACUUUUUUCAGUCUAGAUGACUGUGUAAAUCUGUCUUUCAUUUAAGCAAUGGUGCACUGCCAUAUUGACUGUUUCUUCAAUUCCCACAUAUGUUCUUUACAGGCAUUGAUAUAUAUAUGUAUUUUUUUAAAAUCACAAUUUAACUGUAAAUAAAAGAAAACUGUUAUGUAAUUUUAAUUUUGUUUUGUAGAUAGGAAAUGCAAAUCCAAUCCAACAAUGUGCGUAGUUAAUAUAAAAAUCAUCUGUCAUCUGAUAACUUGUUCUAUUUAUGUACCUUUGAAAAUGUUUGAAACUCUGUUGUCCUUUCUAAAAUUGUCUGGACACAUUUAAAUGCAAGAGGAAUGAUUUUAGUUAGAUUUGAAAAGAUGUUAAGACUUAAUCUUCACAUAUAUAUUUAGUGCUGUAUCAUAUGUACUUAUCACAUAUGAAUAACUAAUUUGAGCAGCGAUAAACCAGAUCUUAUUAGUGAGCACAAUGAAGUUUUAAGGGCUGUACAAACUGUAAAUAAAUUGAUUCAAAACGAAUACAUGGGAUAACAUAACUUUGUGUCCCAAAUAUUAUCACAGUUCAGAUAUUAUGGAAUUUAUUAUUAGAGAUUAUAAUCUUCUAAAGUAUUUAUAUGUAAGACUCUUUUUCAAUGAUUGCUUGAGUCUCUUUAAAAUGCACAACAGGAAGCAGCUGGCAAAAGCUGUGACAUGCUUUGAUUUUUAAUGGUUUCUAAGGCAUUUUUUUCUUGGUUAUAUUUUCCACAUUUCUUUACAUCCGGAUGACUCUCUCUCUUCCUCUCACUAAAUUUAUGAAAUGUUGUGCUGUCAUCAUGUGGUGAUAUAACUACAGGAAUGCUAAUGCCAACGGUAAAACAUUAAUAUUUUUGAAAAGGCAUAAAAUGUGCAUUGCUCUUGUAAAUAAUGGGACAUUUAGGCUGCAAGUUUCUAACUUUUUUUUCCUUGUGUCAUUUGCAAAAGUUUAAAUAAAGUGAUCAAAUAUCA